This is a messenger RNA of Aricia agestis (brown argus), 1797 nucleotides long. It is a transcript of the gene IntS10, whose product is annotated as integrator complex subunit 10. Gene Ontology annotation, biological process: snRNA processing. The transcript is spliced from 2 exons. The coding region runs from base 26 to 1771 and encodes 581 amino acids. The record is from RefSeq and is a predicted model, not a curated record. Gene Ontology annotation, cellular component: integrator complex. NCBI's taxonomy places the organism in Eukaryota, Metazoa, Arthropoda, Insecta, Lepidoptera, Lycaenidae.
AAAACGUAACUCGUAAGUAAAUAAUAUGCCUGCUAUUGAAAAUAAAAUGAUAGACGAAGAUGAAGACUAUAUUAUUUCGAGAGCGAAGGAAGCUCAAAAACAUAACAUAUAUGCUGCUAAAGCUUGGAUGCUUACUGCAAAAACAUUAUAUCCAUCUAAUUUUAAAAUCCAGUUUGAGGCAUAUAUGAUGGAAAAACAAUCAGGAAAUGUUCAAGAAGCCGCUGAGAGUUUCAGUUCACUCGUCAUGUCCAGGCAAAAUUUACAGAACUUGUUACCUGAAAUAACAGCAAUAGCGAAUGCACUUAAAUCAAGUGAACAAAGCUUUUUAGGCCAAAUGUUUGAUAAUAUUGCCCCUGAUAUACAACUUAUUAUACUUAAAACGAGUGUAGAGAACAGCGAUGACACAACUGAACACUGUCGCCUACUGGUUUUAUUACUGAAAAAGUUUCCACAGUUGGGGGUGGAUAGUCUAGUUAAAACACUUAUUAAUACUGACAACUUUUUUUAUGAUAAUAGAUAUGCAAGGCUACUUGUGGUAGAAACUAUACCACUGUUGACUUCUCUGGAAUCACCUAGGUUAUUACAAAGAUUACUUGUGAAAGCAAUAGAUUUUUAUAAUUCCUACAUAUAUGAUGAAACUGAAAAUGAUAUAAAGGAUCCAUGGCAAAAGUUAUAUAGUGUAUUGGACUUAUUAGGCAGGCAAUUAGGCUGGGAUUCCUAUCUAGUUAAUUACAGCAAUAUUCUUAAUAAAGAUUCUUACUUUCAAAAACUUUUAUUACUGAGGAACUGUGAAGACUGUCGUCAACUUUUGUAUUGUGGUGUCACCUUUUUUCUUAGGUCGCUGUAUGAACGUAAUUACAUAGAAACACAUAAAGGGAACUAUAUUUUAAUAGAGGCAUUAUCUGACCCAGAAAUGCCCCCAACGAAACGCAGGAAAGGAGAAAUUGAAGUAACUGGUAUUUCUGCUCAUCAUUUUCAAAUGGCUGCCAACUGUUGGGAGCUUUUGCACAGCAAUGAAGUUAUAUCACGAGAGUUUAUGAAAUUAACAUCUCAACUACAAGUGAAGCCAUGGUUAGAUGGUUUUAUUGAAGAACUUGCUUUAUAUCAAGGAAGAUAUGAUGAAGCAGCACCUAAAGUAGCUGUAAACAAUCUUUCUGCAUGUGUACUAAAAGCAUCUAUUUUGUUUUUCCAACAAAACUAUACUGGUUGUAUCGAGAAUAUUUUAGCAGCCAUACCAUUACUUCCAACAGUAGAAGGGAGUAUUGAACAAGAUCUUAUUGUUGGUGGAAAACAUAGACAUUUGCAUUAUUUACCAAUGACUAAACUUGCAAUAAUGCAUUACUUUUGCACUCUGUUAAUUCGUAUAUUAAUGACUACAGGAAACGAUACCGAUACGACAAUUGGCCAUGUAUUAGUACUGAUGCAACUGGGCUGGCCCCAAGAAGAAUCAAUUUUUCUUAAUAUAAUGGAGUCUAUAAAACAAAAAGGGGUUUUUCAUUAUAAUCUAUUUGCAGCUUACAUUAUUCACAUUGAUAUUUUAGAAGAACUUAGUUUCAUUUGGAACGAAAAGAAUGUUGCACUGGAUAUACUUCCUAAUUCUCAACAACAUUUAGGUCAAAGAAGAAUAGGUACUAGAGGAGCAGAUAAAGGUGUUAAAGAAGACUUUAAACAAGCAAUGAAAGCUCAAGUUGCAAGAAGCAAUGAAUCAAUGCUCAACUUGAUUAUUCAGUUCAUUACAUCAGAAAGGACAUUUUUCCUCCAAGUUGUGUAAAUAAUAUAAGUACAUACCAGAAUGCA